Messenger RNA from Lolium perenne, 855 nucleotides. The record is from RefSeq and is a predicted model, not a curated record. NCBI's taxonomy places the organism in Eukaryota, Viridiplantae, Streptophyta, Magnoliopsida, Poales, Poaceae.
AUGCCGCCAAUGCAUCGGUUCCAACCGAACCUAGGCUUUCGCCCGGAGACAGCACCAAACCCCCGCGGGAGCAGGGAAGUGUCGGCAUACCUCAGCGGCGCCUCCAAGGAGGGAAACGACGCCCACGGGAGCCGUCGCCGCCGGCACCGGCCAAGCGGGAUAGACUUUCGUCCGAUGCCGUACCCCGCCCACGCUGCCCGCCGAAUUGGGGCCGCUGAUCUUGUUAUCCACACCGCUGCCACCACAGCACUUUGUCGCUGUAGCCUCACCAAGGUGCUCCACCAGCUCCCGGCAUCGCCAAGGAGAACACACUCCGAGCUCCACCUCCAGCCUAGACACGCACAGCAGCAGGCACCACCGACCCUCCGGCUCCAGCAGAAGUCGCCUGCGCUCAGGCCCACAACCACCCGGCCCGAAACCCAGAUCGGGCCCAAGAAGGACCCAGAUCCGGGCCCUGGACCUCCGGACCCUCCUCCUCAUCGGCGCCAUCGGGGGAACGAGGACGCGCAUCCUCCUCCUUGGCCGCCGGCCGGCCUCCGCUGCCCCAGGACUCCCCUGGACGCACUCCACGCCGCCGCCGUCACCGCCCCCGUCCAGCACCGAGGCUCCACCGCGCGCCGCCGCCGCCGCGUCCACCGCCGAGAUGCUCCGCGCCUCCCCGCCGUAGCCCGCGAAGCCUCGCGCCGCCGACCGCUCUCGCCCACCGCGCCGCCCAUGGCGUCCCGCCUCCGCACGUCUGGGGCCCGCUCGGCGCGCCCGCCCUCACCCGCCGUCUUCGACGGCCAUGCGUGGCCGCCACCGCCGGCUCCCGGCGGCGGCAGCGGCUGUGGGAGGAGAUCCGGCGGCUGGUUUUAG